Molecule: messenger RNA, 1809 nt
Organism: Cylicocyclus nassatus
Lineage: Eukaryota; Metazoa; Nematoda; Chromadorea; Rhabditida; Strongylidae
Source: the annotation of a GenBank genome assembly
AUGAGUUGCUUGCGAAACCAUGAAGAAUGGGAAUCACAAGCUGGAUAUAUCCAGACAGUGAUCGGAAAGAUUCGAAAUUUUGGUCUUUUCCCUCUGAUUGAUGCUAAUAUAUCGUACUAUAAUCGAUCAGAUUAUGAACGCGAUUUGGUCGAUCUCCUCAUCUACUUUAAUAAAAACGGAUCAACAACCGAGUGGCUGAUGCCAAUGUUUUUGUUCCGUGAUAACGACACUACCGUCAUGAAAUUCUCACAUCCGUCUCCCUCGUUAAGCAUCGCCUACACCUUCCAUCAAAAUUUCAAACUGGCUAUAGCUUUAUGCAUAAGGACAAAUUCUACAUGCUAUCUACAAAAACUAUUGAAAGAUGCAGUUAGUAUGCGUUUUCUGGCUCGAUAUAUCAACGAAUGUUUCUCCGAAGCAGAACUACAGUCAACAACGCUUGAAAAAUUGAAUGAAAGCUACUCAUCGGUUGACUUGUUCAAAUUUCUCGCUGAUGUGAGUCCGUUAGAAGUCCGACACCUUUUUCAAGAUACUCUUCUAGUCGAAGCCCCUCCUCUCGAAGCAAUAAAGCGGUUUGACGCUGAACUGAAAAGAAUUCCUAAAACUGUUAUUGUGAACACGAUCAUAAGCCAUUUUAUCUUCAACUCUUGUCGUGACUUGGAUGUGCGUUUCCAAAUGUUGUCGACUCGAGGAUAUGAUGAUGAAAGCGCAAAGCGAAUCAAAUCCGAUUUAAAAGAACUGGCGGAGUCGGAGUGCUUUCUAAAAACGCAAGAGAAGUUCGGACAAGCAUUGCUUGCAAGCUAUGCCAAUGCCGUGAACGGACAUGAAGCGCAGAAAGGUUUGGAGAAAGUCUAUAGUUACUUGAAAGAUGCCUUCAUUGAGCUGAUAAAUGAGAAACAACACUGGAGCAGCAAAAUAAAAAAGACAUUGCUAAAGAAAAUGGAAAAAAUGGGAAACAACCUUGGGUUUACCGACGUCGCUGUAGGAGAUUUGAAGGAGCUGGACAAGCUUUAUUUUGAGUAUCUUCGCGUGGAAAACAUAUAUGGCCUGCAUUUUUCGGAUAUGGAAGAUAUUUUCAACAGAAUUUCUCUCGUUGACGACUUUGCUACAUUAGAUGACAUCACAGCUGCCGAAGAUCAACGAAAAAGAACCGAGACAAUCUUGCUGCACGAACUGAACGCCUAUUACAAAUAUAAUGAGAACAGCUUAGUGAUCUCACCGACUAUGCUACAGUCACCUCUAUAUUCACCACGCCUUCCCAGAUUUUACCAGUUUGGGUUCGUAGGUUUUGUUAUUGCUCAUGAGAUGAUGCACGCAUAUGGAAAAGAGGCAAAUCGCAAUGAGUACGGCAAGCUAGAUAACAGUUUACCAGAAGAUUUUCUUACGAAACAUUCCUCAAACAUGCUGCUCACGCAAAAAAUGUAUGAAGAACCCCUGAAAAAACUAGGCUACUUUGAUUACAAAUUGCAAAUAACUGUAGAGGAAAAUUUCGCCGAUACUCAAGGAAUAAAGUUGAUUUACAAGGCUUAUCAGAAUGCGAAGAAGAGAGAAGGAUCGGAACUACGGCUCAAAAGCAUAGCUUAUCUAAGCGAAGACCAGUUAUUCUUUCUAGCUAGUGCUCAAUUCUUCUGUGCUCCCAGAAAGAUAGUGACCAAACAGAUGUUUAUAGACGAUCAAUUCGAAAAACAUUCUCCAAACAAACUGCGGGUCAACGUGGUGCUUGGAAAUAUGCCCGAGUUUAGUAAGGCAUUUCACUGUGCCCCAAACACUCCGAUGAACUCAGCAGUACAGCAAUUCCAAGUAUUUCUUUGA